ACAAGACUUUGGAGGCCACUUUGCUCGGCGGUCUGUCACAGAUGCACACGCAGUGAGGUCUGUUCGCUGCAACAUCCUUAUUUUUUUUCCUGACCCGGAGGGGACAGGAACACAGUCAGCUCUUCGUCAUGAGGUCCUUCUUCCCUCUGCUCCUCUCCUUGUUCUUGGUGUCCCAUGGAUCUUCAGCUGUCAUCACAGGGGCCUGUGAGAGGGACUCUCAGUGUGGAGGAGGGAUGUGCUGUGCAGUGAGCUUAUGGAUCCCCACUCUGCGUAUGUGCAUGCCCAUGGGACGGCAAGGAGCCGAGUGCCAUCCUCUGAGCCACAAGGUUCCUUUCUUUGGGAAAAGGCUCCACCACACCUGCCCCUGCCUGCCCAACCUGUCGUGUACGGUCAUUGGACCCGGAAGAGCCAAAUGUCUCUCACCUUAUGAGUCUCCAGAAUACUUCCUCUGAGGAUCGGAACGUCUAGUAUUUGCCGUACCUGUGCCACAAGUACGCUGCUUUCCCGUAAAAACCUGUUUUUCUAUUAUAUGAAUAGAGGUAUAUUUCUAAA
Fundulus heteroclitus (mummichog) is the source of this 552-nucleotide messenger RNA. It is a transcript of the gene prok2, whose product is annotated as prokineticin 2. The transcript has 3 exons. The record is from RefSeq and is a predicted model, not a curated record. Bases 129 to 452 code for a protein of 107 amino acids. NCBI's taxonomy places the organism in Eukaryota, Metazoa, Chordata, Actinopteri, Cyprinodontiformes, Fundulidae.